CCUCAUAAAUCAUAAUCACCAUUCAUUCCGUCACCUUUGAGCAUUUGAUUUCACUAUUGUACUCUGUGUUGAGUUGGGUUUGACAUGAUCGAGAGACUGAGACUUUCCUCAAGAAAACAAAAGUCCGCAAACUGCAAUUCAUUCUUGUUAAAGACUCCAAAUCCGUUGUUGUUGACUUCACAGAGUAGCACUGGAAGCGUGACAAGUAUGUGACAGAAGAGAAUUGGGGGGGGCAGGGGCGGAUUUUGCGUAUGCCCAUGACCCUAUGUUGUGUUCAGACUUCAGACAUAGAUAGCACUGAGAGAGAGCGUGAUAAAUAUAUGACAGAAGACAAUUUGGGUGCUUUGUCCAACUUGAUGUUGUUUUCCAGGAACCCUCUUUGGCUUUCUUGUGUCACAAAAAUUCGAUCUUGACUUUCAUUGCGUCAAAGAGAUGGGUUUCGAAGGGUUUAUCAGUAGUACAUGGGCUGGACUGGUUAGACACAAGCGUUCCAAGAGCUUCCCAAACAGCAGAGUACCUGAAGAAGAUAAGUUGGAUCAAUCUGCAGAAGCAGCUACUCCGCAUAAGUUGGUGCCGGAUAUGGGACACUUAAAUGGUUGUGGCAACAGCAAGAAGAAACAAUCGUCACAUGCUGACAUUCAGAAUUCUUUGAGGGAGGAGAUAAUGCAGCUAGAAAAGAAAUUACAAGAACAAGUUUACGUUCGCUGUGCCCUUCAAACAACACUGAGUUGUGGGGCUUUAUCCCAUGAUAUUACAAAUGAAACCAUAAUACCCAAGCCAGCCAUAGAACUCCUUAAAGAAAUUGCAGUAUUGGAGCUGGAAGUUGGCCAUUUAGAGAAGUAUCUUCUUUCACUAUAUAGGAAAGCAUUUGAUCAACGAAUUUCUUCCUUGUCUCCAUCAAAGAAAGAUGAAGAAUUUGAAUCACCCUUCGCGAAUCCUAGUAGACAGUGCCUCGGUUCUUCUAGAUCAGAUAUGAAUACUGUGAGGGAGAAAUUUGCACCUGAAGUUGAAACUCGAAUUAUGACUGGUUCAAGUGAGGAAGCCAAUGGACCAUCCGAAGAGAAGCUUAUAGAUUCUGUUGCUCAACACUCUCACUCUUCACUAUCUCAACUUUCAGUGCCGGCAAACAGAACCUCUCUACCAGCACAUGCAUCGGGACAGCCUGUCCUCCGUGCAUGUCAGUCUCAACCAUCGUCAAUGAUGGAGCAUUCUUCUUCACAUGCAAUCAGUCUGGCAGAGUAUCUAAGUGCCAGUGCUUCUGAUUAUAUUCCAGAGACACCAAACAAACUUUCUCAAGAUAUGGUCAAGUGUAUAUCAGAUAUAUAUUGCAGGCUUGCUGAACCCCCAUCGGCCAAUCAUCGCCCCUCAUCACCGGCUUCAUCUUUGUCAUCUACAAGUGCAUUUUCUCCUAAAGAUCAAUGUGACUUGUGGAGUCCGGGAUUGAGAAAUGAUUCUUCUUCCGAUAAUAGGUUGGAUAGUCCUUUUCAUGUGGAAGGGCUGAAAGAUUUUAAUGGGGCUUGCAGCAGAACGGUUGAAGUACUUCGUAUACAUAAAAAUGAUCAGAAAUUGAGUGAUACCAGAUACUUGUUACAAAAUUAUAGGUCUCUUAUUUCUCAGCUGAAAGACAUGGAUCCUAGCAAGAUGACAAAUGAAGAGAAGCUGGCUUUCUGGAUCAAUGUGCACAAUGCUUUGGUGAUGCAUGCGUUCUUGGCAUAUGGGAUUCCUCGGAACAAUAUGAAGCGAAUGUUUCUACUCUUGAAGGCUGCCUACAAUGUUGGAGGACAAGUAGUAAGCGCAGAUGUCAUACAAAACUCUAUCCUGGGAUGCCGAAUGUCUCGUCCUGGACAGUGGCUUAGGUUGCUUCUUACUUCGAAAACAAAAUUUAAAGCCAGUGAUGAAUGGCAAGCAUAUGCAACCGAACGCCCUGAACCCCUUCUCCACUAUGCACUUUCAUGUGGAAGCCACUCAGAUCCUGUGGUUCGGAUUUACACGCCCAAAGCAGUAUUUCAAGAGCUGGAGGCUGCGAAAGAAGAUUAUAUUUGCGGAACUCUUGGUAUUGGGAAGGAUCAGAAAGUCCUUUUGCCGAAGCUUGUUGAGUCGUACGCAAAGGAUUCAGGUCUAUGCCCUGCUGGUAUAAUGGAGAUGAUGCAGCAAAUUUUGCCCGACUCCCAGUCGAAAAGCAUUAACGACCAUAAUCAGACCGAGAAAUCUCACAAAAAUAUCGAAUGGGUUCCCCAUAAUUUUAGCUUCAGGUAUCUGAUAUUGAAAGACAUGGAAAAGUAAAUCAUGGCAAGUAGCUAAUUAACAUAAUCUCCCUAGGUUCUUUUCUAAUUUUCUUUCCGUAUAUAUUUGCUCUGCUACAUAUUUAUUCUUCGAUAGAGGUGUAGUUUCUUUCAGGACGAUGGCUUUUCUUAUUUGAAUCGAGCGAGAAAAUAUCAAAUAGUAUGAAUGAUGUCAUGUUAGCAGUGUCGAAUUGAUAUUAUACUGAUGUGACAUAAUUUAUACUCUGAAAUUUUUAAACU
Sesamum indicum (sesame) is the source of this 2522-nucleotide messenger RNA. RefSeq lists its product as uncharacterized. The record is from RefSeq and is a predicted model, not a curated record. NCBI's taxonomy places the organism in Eukaryota, Viridiplantae, Streptophyta, Magnoliopsida, Lamiales, Pedaliaceae.